AUCGCGCUGCAGCUGCGGCUGGAAGGGAUCGAGCACCGCGACAGCACCGCGACAGCACCGCGACAGCACCGCGACAGCACCGCGACAGCACCGCUCUCGGGAUUAUCUCACUUGGGAUUUGUCUUCUUCUCCCGCGGAACCCGCGGCCCCUGGGCUCCCGCCCCGGAUUACAAUUGCACCAUGACCCUGGAGGAGCUGGUGCCUUGCGAUAGCAGCAAGAUGCAGGCGGUGAGCGAGGCGGUGGAGCGGGUGCUGGUGGCAGCGCAGCGGCAGGACCGGCUGACGGUGGGGGUCUACGAGUCCGCCAAGCUGAUGAAUGUGGACCCCGACAGCGUGGUGCUGUGCUUGUUGGCCACCGAUGAGGAGGACGAAGGUGACAUCGCCCUGCAGAUCCACUUCACCCUCAUCCAGGCCUUCUGCUGCGACAACGACAUCCACAUACUGCGCGUUUCGGGCAUGCAACGCCUGGCCGCCAUCCUGGGCGAACCCGCGCCGGGCACCGAGCCCCGCGAUCUCCACUGUCUCUUAGUCACGAACCCGCACACGGACGCCUGGAAGAGCCAAGGGUUGGCAGAGGUGGCCAGUUACUGCGCCGAGAGUCGCGACAAGAACCAGUGGGUGCCAUACGUCUGUCUGCAGGAACGCUGAGCCGGUUCCGGCUGAUGCCCGGCUCUGUAUCUGAAGGAGGAGGGGAAAAAAAAAAAAAACUAAAACAACAGAAAGAAGGAGAAAUGGCCAGUUAAAAAACACAAACCCAAACACCCACCGAUUUUAUUUUUCUUUUUAACCGGAGAGGAGAAAGGAGCAGCCCGGCCGCACCGGUGGGCAUGGGAAGGAGGCGAGCCGCGGCCGUGCCGUGCCGGCAGCCCGGUGGGACGCUGGCCGGAGCGCACCGGAGCCGUGCCGAGGAGUUGUGCUUGGCCUCGGGGACCGUGGGACCGAGGAGCCCCAGGACGGGCGCUGCAGGGCGGAGAUGGAGACUGUUUUGUUUUCUUUUUGGCAUCUGUGACUCGGCGGAGGCGAGGUCUGCAGAGGGACGGAUUUUUGCAAAUGAACUGCUUUUGCAGAGGGAUAAAUUAUCUGCAGCGAUGGACCUGCGCUGCCAGUGUCGGUUUUUGCACUCAAGCCACUUGGAGACCCUGAUCUGAAUCUAUUCCAGAGUCUAUUCUUAUACCGAUUUACGAAAAUAAUAAUUAUUUGCAAUAAAA
Haliaeetus leucocephalus (bald eagle) is the source of this 1208-nucleotide messenger RNA. It is a transcript of the gene GADD45B, whose product is annotated as growth arrest and DNA-damage-inducible, beta. The record is from RefSeq and is a predicted model, not a curated record. The transcript has 4 exons. NCBI's taxonomy places the organism in Eukaryota, Metazoa, Chordata, Aves, Accipitriformes, Accipitridae. Gene Ontology annotation, cellular component: nucleus; cytoplasm. Gene Ontology annotation, biological process: regulation of cell cycle. Bases 181 to 648 code for a protein of 155 amino acids.